Xylaria bambusicola is the source of this 3850-nucleotide messenger RNA. RefSeq names its product WD40 repeat-like protein. The record is from RefSeq and is a predicted model, not a curated record. Gene Ontology annotation, molecular function: protein binding. Gene Ontology annotation, biological process: regulation of actin cytoskeleton organization; TOR signaling. NCBI's taxonomy places the organism in Eukaryota, Fungi, Ascomycota, Sordariomycetes, Xylariales, Xylariaceae. Bases 44 to 3610 code for a protein of 1188 amino acids. Gene Ontology annotation, cellular component: TORC1 complex; TORC2 complex. The transcript has 4 exons.
GUAGAACUUCAAUAACAUCACGCGAUGCGACGAGGCGCCGAAUAUGGCUUCUAAUGGCCAUAUGUCGACCGCGUCUCCCUUACUAUCAAAUGUCAUUGACUUAACCCAAGACGAUACCGAUACGGAUACCGCCGUGAACAAGAAUCCAACCCGGUACGAUGUUCCCGUUCGUGGUCUACCCUACAUCGGUCCUGAUUUCAGCCACCCAACACCUAAGAUUCAUGCAACCGAUCAACCGAGAACACCUCGCCAGGACGAAGAUGGUGACCGUCCUUCAAAGCGCCAACGGACGGGAGACCUGUCUCCGACAUCUAAUGGUUUUCAACGGCAGGAGGUUACAGCUGCACUAGAGAAGUGUUUGGAUGAGCAGGUCUUUCCAUACAUCGAUCGUGCUGCAGCGGCUGCGCAGCUGUCGCCUGCUAACUAUGACCUUGAUGGGCUCGGGGCCGAGGUAAUUCGGACAGUUGUUAACCGGGAUUUUAAGCGGUAUUUUCUGGAGGGAAAUGGUCGAUUGGAUAGAAAGACAGAGUCGACUAUUGCUGCCGGCAUUCACAGACUUGUCAUCGAGCUUUCUCGAAAAUACCAUCGCCUUGCCCCGAAACUAUCCUCCACACCUAUUGUCAGAUCUUCUGACGCUGGUACCGAUGCCAUUCAUGAUCGUCUUGCUUCCAUAUCGGUACCUAAAAUUCUGCCCUCCAUAGAGAAGGGAGUCGGCUACAACGAUGAUGAUCGUAUUCAAAGUGAAAGUGAUGAUGUCGACGUCGAUGUCCAAAACUACAACAGCACGGAAAACAACGAUCUUGACGAUGGCGAUGACCAUGGAUAUGACAGCGACGCUCCUGGUUUCAGUCAUGAGGGGGUGGAUGAGCGGGAUCUAUCACAUGCCCGUGAUGAAUUCAUGUCACGGGCCGCUGAACAUACGCCUCUCAAACAUCGCCCGCCUAAAAAACCUGUAUUGUCUCCGCAGCAGCUGCGUACCCGAGCGAAAGCGAGCCAGUGGCAGUCUGGGAAAACAUAUAAUUCGAUAUCAACGGAAACAAAACGUCCUCGCUCAUUUGGGCUGUCCUUGCGCCCAUAUUUAUCGGCACUGGAACGGCAGCAAACUAUAGCAGGCGUUUCCAAGGCAACUCUCCCUGCCGGCAGGCAGUUGCCUCAGCAGGUGUUUCACGUUGACUUUUGUGAUGCUGAAAUCUAUCAUCUUCAGCAACUGGCACGAAAAAUCUAUGGCAAGCCAAACCCACUGAACCGUCAGAGAUCGACACUUCGCGAUUUGAGGAACCUUGUGAAGAAGGUACCUAGCAUGAAGACCGAGCUGGCUAGAAUCCAUACCAACAGAUAUGCCGGUUAUGACUCGCCUCCGCUUGUACUCAAAACACGCUCCUCUCGUGAUGUCGAAAACUUCCUCAAUGACUUGCAUUCGAAAAGACUUAACACAAUAUCAUCAUCUCUGUUCAUAGAGCAAAACAACGAACGUAACUCGAUAGCUCAGAGUCAGGCGAACCGGGCCAACAAGAUUCCGGCCUUGAUGCUGCUGAGGGAGGUUACUGGCAACCGAUUAGGAGCCGCCCGAACGUACCAAAAUUUCAUAACCACUGUCAAGUCAAAUCGAGAAGACUAUCUUGAACCACAGGUUGAGUGGACAAAUUGUGCAGGUGACAUUAUGACGGUCAGCUGGAUAUCCGAUACAGAUUUUAUUUGCGGUGCAACCACUCACUCUGAUGCACACAAUCAGCAAUACAACAAGCCUGGGAAUCUUUUACUAGGAUCUGCUGUGAACAACACCCUACGCGCAUAUCCAGAUCACAGGAUUAUCCGUCCAGUUGUGUCUAGCGGUGACAAUGCACUAGAAUCAAUGGUUGCAAGCCAGGAUCCGUGGCUUUUUACAUCUGUGGUUUCGUCUGAUUACGACCCAUCGUGUGGCCUAGCCUUUACAUCCAGUUUCGACAAGACAGUAAAAGUUUGGAAACCUGAAAAUGAUUCGGUGACAGCAGUGGGAACCUGGAAUCACGAUGGUCGCGUGAACUUUGUCGUCGCGUCAAAAAAUGAAAUGCACACUGUCGCGACAGCUGCUGAUGUUCCGACAGAGGCUGUAAGAGUUUAUCAUAUUGAAAAUCCGAAUGUCGAUGAACCGGACUUCUCCAGUAGUCGAUAUGAUUCCUACUCAUGCACAAGAGUGCAUGACGAAGAUUACGUCCCUUCUGAGAAGUGGGCUUACUACCCAGCCGCCAUCCGAUGGGGAUUGGCAUUGGAAGUUAAACAUCUGUUACUUAUCGGCUACUCGCCAAGGAGCCCAACUGGGGAAGACCAUGAGAUACCAGAGGAUAAGCGCAACUCUGGCGAGCUUUGCCUCUGGGACACUAAGUCUAGGACCCAAGUCAAAGUAAGCAGCGCUAAGACUCAAAAUGUAUUCGAAGUCGUGUGGCACCCCUCGCGUGCUAGUUUCGCAGCUGCUACUUCAGCGUCUCAGGUCUUGGAGAAGACGGAUCAGACAAUUCGGACACAAAUCCGAAUUUUCGAGUUUAACGUAGAGACGGGCCAGUAUGGUGCUAUCAAAACUCUAGACUGUCCGGCUAUCGACGUCAAUGAAUUGUCUAUAAUGCCCAACAGCCUUCUUUAUUCGUAUAUAGCAGCUAGCUGCACAGACGGCAAGGUCUAUGUGUGGGACUCAGCAGCGAGCGACUUGUCUAUGUGUGUCCUAGAGCACGGAGCUCCUAUCGAGGAGCUUUUAGGAGAAAGGGAUGAGGAAGAUGUUGGCGUCAAGUUCGCGGCAUGGGCAACUACUCCCGAUCGUCUAUAUACGGGGUCGUCUGACGGCGUAGUCAAAGUCUGGAAUAUUCGACACGGCCAGGGUGUCCUAGUUAAGGACCUUAUGGAGGCUUCGGCUCCUAUCACCUAUGGGGCGUUUUCUCCGGAUUUUACCAGGUUAAUCAUUGGGGAUGGGAGCGGGCGAGUUUACCUACUCGCAUUAGAGGAUACUGAGGAUGAAGAUCCACCACCCAAUCCCACAGGUCCUUCUGCUGGCUUCUUGAGUGUGAAGACGAGCAGUGGUAACGAGCGAGCCGUUCGACGCCCGCGACCAUUUAUACCUCAUCCCGAAGUACCACCUCCACAUACGCUUAUGGAGGGCCAGGAAACUGCUAGGGGAUAUUUACAAGAUGCUCAGAUAGUGCUCCAUUCGAAUCCGACAAUUGGUGCCAUUAAAGGCGUCAACUACGCAGCAACUGGCCUAUUCAGACUCGAAGCACACGUGAAUGAGGAUUCAAACGAACCCCUAUUAGCUAAUUUUCAAAGCAAGCAACAAGAAGCACAGCCAGAUUCUAUCAACCCGAAGCUACCACGGCAGCUAGAGCAAAUAGACGAAGGCCUUGUUAAUGGUUGGCACGAUAAUCAGUCAGCUGGUCGAUUAGCUCAGGGGGGCUCCGAUAGCAAUGACGACGACGAUAGUAACCCAAAGCCUAAUUAUCCAGAUUUCCUCGAUCAUGCUACUUAUUUAGCUUUAAUCAAGGAAAAAGCCGAGCUAGACGAUAGCCUUGUCGAGCUCCAAUACGAGACUAGUAUUGCAGACAGUGACGAGGAUGACGAAGAAGAUGAUGAUAAUACCGCUGUGUGAUGAUGACCGCCGCGACUAUUAUGAGGCGAAUAAGCAACUCAUUGUUUGGUCUUUAAUAUGUAACACUGCAUUCGGAGGGAUUCGAUUUCUUCUUUCGGCAUAUUGAAGAGGAUAGCGGUUCGAUAUCCUAAUAUUAUUACAACCUACCUAUGUAUUAAACCAGGUGCGUUAAGUUAUGGAUUUAGUAAAGCAGAGCAGAGCAGAGCAUAGAAACAUAAUACAUUCAUGAUUGACAGCAUA